AUCAGUCAGCAUUGACAAACAGUCCAAAAUGUUCAGCAAAGUUUUCAUUUUUAUGCUUCUGGGUUGCGCUCUAGCCUUCGUGCAGAGUUCAUCCGCAGCCGAAAUUCAACGAGUUCGUCGUGAACCUCAUGGCGAAAAGGUAGCUGCCUGGUGGCACAACCUUGAAGACAAAGUAUCCAAUUUUGGCCAGAACGUUAAGAACAAAAUCACCAACUGGUGGGAUAAAAUCACCGGCAAAGCUGCGUCCAAAGCGAAAGAGCAAGAGCUGCUAAAACUGAAGCAAGAAUAUGAAGCCCUGAGAGAAGAGAGCGAACGUGCCGUUCAAGCUAAGAAAGAAGCUUGGCAGAAGGUCUUGGCCGAGAACGAGGCGAAGCUUGCUGAACUUAGAAAUCAAGCCGAAUCUGACGUCGAGGGAGAGAUCUCUAACUGGGACAGCAAGUUUGAUCAGUUACAAGAGAAAGCUGAGGUUGUCAUCAAGUCUUAGGAAUUAUGAGAUGAACUUGUGUGAAUUGAAUCAAUGAUGCAAUAUGUAUAUUUUUUUACUUUUAAAUCUUUGUUAGUGAUAAAUAAAAUAUAAAUGAGCCAAA
Molecule: messenger RNA, 587 nt
Organism: Nasonia vitripennis (jewel wasp)
Lineage: Eukaryota; Metazoa; Arthropoda; Insecta; Hymenoptera; Pteromalidae
Product: venom protein V
Exons: 3
Coding region: 29-484 (151 amino acids)
Source: RefSeq, marked validated